UAUGCAGCUUGGAGCUUGGUGUGGCUGGCAUGGAACAUCUUCAUUAUAUGUUUUUACUUAGAUGUAGGAAUUCUUUCUCCGGAAAUGACAAUAUUAGAUUUUGGUGUCGGAAAGAAAAGUUGGUGGCAAUCAGGCGGGAUAGGAUGUCGCAGAUUAGUCAACCAAUCAGAUAGUGGCAUAAAAGGCCUUGCGUCUUCGACGACGGCACCGCAAUAUACAGACUGUCUUUUAAAAUAUCAUUAUGUGGAAGUUUUACAUGCAGGAGUACAAUGUAUAAUGGCACUUAUUGGAUUCAUAGCAGCGUGCUACGUAAUUUACGUCUUUUCUGAAGAAGAUGACAGCUGUAAGUAUCAGAUCUCCAUACACACAAGAGUAGCAUCUUCCUCCCCACAGCAGAAAAGCACGUCCAACCGCGGUGCCCAAAACGUGCGGGCAUAUGCUUAUACGCCCGCGGGCACUGACAACCUGCGUGUCCCUGGUGACCCUUCUCGUCGAAGCUGGACAAUCCCGACUUACGUGUCGUAUAAUGAUCAGUUGGAUUACUCAUCUGCCCAAAGCACGUUAUGACGAGUGUGCGUGUGUGUCGCUGCGUAAGCUGUUACGACGGAAGGUGUGUUU
Messenger RNA from Lingula anatina, 618 nucleotides. RefSeq names its product sodium/potassium-transporting ATPase subunit beta-1-interacting protein 3. Gene Ontology annotation, biological process: regulation of sodium ion transport. NCBI's taxonomy places the organism in Eukaryota, Metazoa, Brachiopoda, Lingulata, Lingulida, Lingulidae. The record is from RefSeq and is a predicted model, not a curated record.